AUGGCCUCAACUUCAUCUUCCUCAGCGCAAUCCAACCCACAGGUGCCUCCAUACCCUUCUCCUUCUCACUCCUCGUCAUCACAAUCCCCAGUGUCUUCACAGCCGUCGAAUGUCGCCUCUCCCUCCUCGCUGUGGCCACUAAGCCCACACUACUAUUACAAUGCCACGGUGGUCCACCCGGAUCUAUCGUCUGCGCUCUCAAAGAACCCACUCCUGAACCGGAUAGGUCUUGAGCCUCUGAAGCGGAUUGGACUGAUCACAGCAUCGGCCUCGUUCUGGGGCUUUAUCCUUGGAGGCGUGAUCGGAUCCCGUCAAUCGGGGAUGCAGUAUCUGGCGGAGAAUGCGCAUCGGCUACCGAAGAACAUGGAGGGCUGGUACUUUUAUCACAAGCGCAAGAAUUACAGGAUGAUGUGGGGUGCUCUCCGGAAGGGCGUUGUUUACUCUACAAAGACGGGCGCAUUGGUCGGGUUGUUUGAGGUCUUGGAGGCCAGCGCGGAUUUCUAUCGGGGGGGAGCAGAUAUGUUCAAUUCCAUGGCCGCAGGUGUUGCCUCGGGGGCUAUUUUUUCGAUCACAAAUAAACUGCCUAGGCAGAGCGCAAAGCAUACGUUGAUGCUCGGUGCGGGGUAUGGAUUGGUUAGCGGCGCGCUGCAGGAUCUGUCAUCGUUCUUGAAGGGGACGCCUGUGUGGUACCUACCUCGAUCGUUGAAGGAACGGUCUUUGACACUCAAGAUGCCCAUUGUCGAGGAUGAGGAGGAUUAG
Messenger RNA from Gamsiella multidivaricata, 759 nucleotides. RefSeq lists its product as uncharacterized. The transcript is spliced from 2 exons. NCBI's taxonomy places the organism in Eukaryota, Fungi, Mortierellomycota, Mortierellomycetes, Mortierellales, Mortierellaceae. The record is from RefSeq and is a predicted model, not a curated record. The coding region runs from base 1 to 759 and encodes 252 amino acids.